CUUCCCUUUGGGGUGGGUCCCGGGGCGGCGUGAGGAGAGAGCUCGCGCGCGCGCACCGGUCUACCCUCUCAGCUCCGCUCCUCCGCCAUGGCUGCCUACCGCCUCGUCCUCGUCCGCCACGGCGAGAGCGCCUGGAACCUGGAAAACCGCUUCAGCGGUUGGUACGACGCCGAUCUCAGCCCCGCCGGUCAGCAAGAGGCUCGGCGCGGCGGCGAGGCUCUCCGAGAUGCAGGCUACGAGUUCGAUAUUUGCUUCACUUCGGUACAGAAACGUGCAAUCCGUACCCUCUGGACCGUUUUGGAUGUCAUUGAUCAGAUGUGGUUACCCGUUAUCCGAACCUGGCGUCUGAACGAGAGGCAUUAUGGGGCACUCACGGGUUUGAAUAAGGCUGAGACGGCAGCAAAGCAUGGCGAGGCACAGGUGAAGAUCUGGAGGCGUUCAUACGACAUCCCUCCGCCUCCCAUGCAGUCUGAUCACCCCUUCUACAGCACCAUCAGCAAGGACCGUCGCUACGCUGACCUGACAGAGGACCAGCUGCCAACGUGCGAGAGCCUGAAGGAUACCAUUGCCCGUGCUCUGCCAUUCUGGAACGAGGAAAUCGUCCCACAGAUCAAAGAGGGAAAGCGAGUCCUUAUUGCUGCUCAUGGCAACAGCCUACGUGGGAUUGUCAAACACCUGGAAGGCAUGUCGGAAGAGGCCAUCAUGGAGCUGAACCUGCCCACUGGCAUCCCUAUUGUCUACGAGCUGGACAAGAACCUGAAACCCAUCAAGCCCAUGCAGUUCCUGGGGGAUGAGGAGACGGUGCGCAAGGCCAUGGAGGCUGUUGCUGCUCAGGGCAAGGUCAAGAAGUGAGGGUGGGCAGUGGGCUAGUAUGUAGUAGAGCCCCCCCACCAUCCCCCACCCCUCUGUGCACACCCUCCACAGCUGUAGGAACCUGGAGCUGCAGAGCUGGAGCAGCUCCCCAGGAUUUAGGCCCCUUCCCCUAGGACCAGGCUCCCCUCUGCAGACAGCCCAGGGGCGAGGGGCCAUGUGCGUGGAGAUGUGGUGUGAAAGGGAGCCCCAGCUCUGCUGGGCCGUGACUGCGCACCUCUCCCCACCGAGAUCCCAGCCCUCGGGCCCUGUCUGCAGGGGGAUGUGCCGAGUGGUCCCUCCCUGUGCCGGGCUCCUUCUCUGCUUUGCUUCCCUGGCAGCUCUCCUUGCCUGGGUACUGUUGUUUUGUUGCUUGAUUUAGUCACCCCGGGGGUGAGCGCAGCACAGCCAGUAGCCAAGAUGGGUACCCCAUCCCCUGGGCAGGGGCUGCACGGCACAAGGACUGGGAUGCAUUGGUGCUGCGAGGGUUUUGUUGCAUGUGGUACUUGUGACUCUGGACCUAGCUCUGCCAGCCCCUGCUUUAACUUAUUGCCUCUGGACAAGGGCGAGGGAGGGACCCUGUCUUCUGGAGGUCCGUGUCUGCCACAUCCCCCCCAGCCGAAGCCCAUCCCAGUUGCACCGGUGCAGCAGGUGCCGUUGCACCCCCAUCCCACGUGCAUAUACACGGCCCUGCCACUGCGGCCUCCCCCACUGCUGGUACUGCGAGCCCAGGCUUGUGCCAGGUCAUUUCAACUGUCUGACAAUAGCAGCUGUCUUGUUCCAGUUCAAUAAAUAAAGAGUAACGCGCAAUAA
Molecule: messenger RNA, 1662 nt
Organism: Phalacrocorax carbo (great cormorant)
Lineage: Eukaryota; Metazoa; Chordata; Aves; Suliformes; Phalacrocoracidae
Source: RefSeq, a predicted model, not a curated record